Messenger RNA from Perca flavescens (yellow perch), 5537 nucleotides. Its product is annotated as protein kinase C epsilon type. Gene Ontology annotation, biological process: protein phosphorylation. NCBI's taxonomy places the organism in Eukaryota, Metazoa, Chordata, Actinopteri, Perciformes, Percidae. The record is from RefSeq and is a predicted model, not a curated record. The coding region runs from base 1075 to 3366 and encodes 763 amino acids. Gene Ontology annotation, molecular function: diacylglycerol-dependent serine/threonine kinase activity; ATP binding. The transcript has 15 exons.
UGUUCCCCCCACACACACCUCCUCUCCUCUUCCCAGCCCUGCUGAUUUUAACCACCUCCCUAGUCUGGCUUGUGUCGCACUCCCCAGUCUGUCACACACCAGGCUCCGGGAAAAUCUGACGUGUUUUUCGCAUUUCCUGCACCAGAGAGAGACGGAGACAGAGCAGUGUCGGAGCGGGGGGGAGAGGCAGCCAGAGGUAUGUCCACGGGAAGUUAAGAUUUUAACAACAGUGGCUGAAACAAGGCCGUGCACCGAGGAGUAUUUAUCUACCUACCCACCUACCGCCUGAAUCUGCCCCUCCUCUCCGCCUCUGCUGCGGUUACCAGCCGCUGUCUGCUCGCCGAGCUCCGGCGGCAGCCAGCACUCAUCUGGAGCCUCCCACACCUAUACUACCACACGGUGCAAUGCAACACGGGCUCGUGCUUCCACGGUGUCCUGCUAUAGCUAACGGAGUUUUUUUAACACCUCGAAGGUAAAAAAUAAAUAAAAAUAAAAACAUGACAGAGCGAUUCACAUCUGGGGGCCUUUGCUCGCUUUGUUUUUUUUGCUAACUCCGCUGUAGCUGUGCAUGUUUCUUCCGUGCACUUCUGAGGAAGACUCCCCCCGGCUAACGGUCGUUUUCUCUGUUGCUGCAGUUUAUGUUUUUUUUUUUUUUUUUGGGGGGGGGACAUUUGUAGCAUAUUCGACAAGUAGACAUUUUCGAUGGAAUCCCAUUGCUAGGCAACAACCUGGCCCCUUGUUAACUUCCUGUCAGUUGAUGUCAUUACAACUGUGAAAUGGUCCAUAGACGUUUUAAGGCAAGUUAAAAAGCUAAUGCGGACCAAAGCAUUGCUUUUUAAGAGGCGUCGCAGUUUGCGUUUUCUUCGUCACAUUCAACUGGAAGGAUUUUACAGUAUCUGCCUGGAGGACAACCGGUUGAACGGAGCCGUUAUUUCAACCGUUACAGCACGAGGUGUUAAGGCUACGUUUCUGUGAAGUGGUGUAGUGGAGGAGAAAGGUGGGGUCCUUUACGUUGUAAACAAGCCACACUUCCAGUAGGCUAAAGAAAGCGGAGGGGCCGUUACAUGCACUGCCAUGGUGAUCUUCAACGGGCAGCUGAAGAUCAAGAUCCGCCAGGCUCUGGACCUCAAACCGACGGCUCUGUCCCUGCGUCACGCCGUCGGCCCCAAGACCCAGACCUUCCUCCUGGACACGUACAUCGCCCUGAACGUGGACGACUCCCGCGUGGGUCAGACCUCCACCAAGCAGAAGAACAACAGCCCCGCGUGGAACGAUGAGUUCACCACGGAGGUCCACGGCGGCCGCAGGAUCGAGCUGUCCGUCUUCCACGACGCUCCCAUCGGCUACGACGACUUCGUGGCCAACUGCAUCAUCCAGUUUGAGGACAUCCUGCAUAACGGCGGCAAGCACUUCGAGAACUGGAUUGACCUGGAGCCAGAGGGGAAGGUCUAUGUUGUUAUUGACCUAUCAGGAUCUUCCAGUGAAGCUCCAGUGGGCUCUGCUGAGAAUGAGGAGCGUGUGUUUCGGCAGCGGAUGCGUCCCAGGAAGCGGCAGGGUGCCGUCCGCCGGAGGGUCCACCAGGUCAACGGACACAAGUUCAUGGCCACCUACCUGAGACAGCCCACCUACUGCUCCCACUGCCGGGACUUCAUCUGGGGUGUCUUAGGAAAGCAGGGCUACCAGUGUCAAGUGUGUACCUGUGUGGUCCAUAAGCGCUGCCAUGAGCUGAUCAUUACCAAGUGUGCAGGGAUGAAGAAGCAGGAGGACACAGUGGAGGAGCCGCUCGGCUCUCAGAGGUUCAGUGUCAACGUGCCGCACAAGUUCAGCAUCCACAACUUUAAAGUCCUCACCUUCUGCGACCACUGCGGCUCUCUGCUCUGGGGCCUGCUGCGACAGGGACUCCAGUGCAAAGUGUGUAAAGUGAACGUACACCGGCGCUGUGAGAGUAACGUAGCUCCUAACUGUGGCGUGGACGCCCGAGGAAUCGCUAAAGUCCUCUCUGACCUCGGAGUCACGCCAGACAAGAUCUCCAACAGCGCCCAGAGACGGAAAAAGCUUCCCCAGGGUCAGGAUCCGCAGCAGCCGUUAUCAGGGACGCCUAAGACAGAAGAGGAUCGCUCAAGGUCCGCCCCCACCUCACCGUGUGACCAGGACGUGAAGGAGCUGGAGAACAUCCGGAAGGCUCUGUCGCUGGACCACCGCGGAGCGGAGCACAAAACACACCCGCUCUCCUCCGCCACGCCUGUCGCCGCGGUAACGGGCGACAAGGGCGGGCGAGUCGGCAGCGUCGCAGUGGGGGGCGAGGAGGGACGGGAGAACGGUGACGUCGAAGGUCCCGCAGCGCCGCAAAUCAAGAGGAUGAAUCUGCACGACUUUGUGUUCAUCAAAGUUCUGGGCAAAGGAAGCUUCGGAAAGGUGAUGCUGGCGGAGCUGAAGGGCAGCGACGAGGUCUACGCCGUCAAAGUGCUGAAGAAAGACGUGAUCCUGCAGGACGACGACGUGGACUGCACUAUGACCGAGAAAAGGAUCCUGGCCCUGGCCAGAAAACACCCCUACCUGACACAGCUCUUCUGCUGCUUCCAGACUAAAGACCGCUUGUUCUUCGUGAUGGAGUACGUCAACGGAGGCGACCUGAUGUUUCAGAUCCAACGGUCCAGGAAGUUCGACGAGGCCAGAUCUCGUUUUUACGCGGCCGAGGUCACGUCCGCGCUGAUGUUCCUGCACCGUCACGGAGUCAUAUACAGAGACUUGAAGCUGGACAACAUACUGUUGGAUGCCGAGGGACACUGUAAGCUGGCAGACUUUGGGAUGUGCAAGGAGGGAAUCCUCGACGGUGUCAGCACCACCACCUUCUGCGGCACGCCAGAUUAUAUCGCACCUGAGAUCCUUCAGGAGCUAGACUACGGCCCGUCAGUGGACUGGUGGGCUCUGGGGGUGCUGAUGUACGAGAUGAUGGCAGGCCAGCCGCCGUUUGAAGCCGAUAACGAAGACGACCUGUUCGAGUCCAUCCUCCAUGACGACGUCCUCUACCCGGUCUGGCUCAGCAAGGAGGCGGUGUCCAUUCUCAAAGCGUUCAUGACUAAGAGUCCUAACAAGCGCCUGGGCUGCGUGGCGGCUCAGGGUCUGGAGGAGGCCAUCAAGUUCCACGUGUUCUUCAGAGAGAUCGACUGGACGCUGCUGGAGCAGAGGAAGAUCAGACCGCCGUUCAAACCUCGCAUCAAAACCAAAAGGGAUGUGAAUAACUUUGACCAGGACUUUACGCGCGAAGAACCCAACCUGACACCGACGGAGGCCAGCAUCAUCAAGCAGAUCAACCAAGAUGAGUUUAAAGGAUUCUCCUACUUUGGAGACGAGACUGUGGCCUAGACACACACACACAAACACACAAUUAACAACAUACACCUACGAUUAACAUCAUACACAAACCACACUUCAGAAAUCUUCAAGCAAAGAUAUAAUAUUUAAAGAGAAACACGCCCCUUCUGGAAUGAAACGUCCUGAACUUUUCCAGAUUCUGACCACUCCAGGAAUUAUACUAGACCAUCUGUAUCUCUCUUUUUCAUGGUUUCUGUGCUCUUGUUGAUUGUCCAUCGGUGCAUAAUCCCAUCCAAAUAUAUGCUCGAGCAGCAUGUAAGCACAGGUCAGAUACUGUGAGAAAUGCUCCUUCACUCGGACCGCAUGGAUGUCUGACGCAGGUAAAGCAGUGGACAAAACCAAACUCCGUUUGGGGUGUGUGUGUGUUUGUGUGUGUGUGUGUGUGUGUGUGUGUGUGUGUGUGUCAGAGAGGGAUAAUGUACAAAUGUGCAUGCACGCAUAGUCGAGAGAGUCAUUUCUGUACAUGAUGUUCUGAAUCCUGUGUCUAUCUUUGUGUCUAAAGAAUGUUUUCUUUUGUUCCCUAAACUUGUGAAUGAAAAAAAAAAAAAAAAAGGUUGAACCGAUGAUUGUAUUUAAAGAAAAAAUAAGGUCUUGGAAAGUAUUUUAUUUAUUAGACAAUAAAGAGAUGUCAAAAGGACAUUUUUCGGAUGAAACUAUGAUGGAAUUAGAAGUUUUGUCAGUGCUGUGUUUUAAGUUGAACACUCAAACUGGCUCAUUAAAUGUUAACUCUAGAAGAUGCAACACAAAAGCGACACUUUGGCAUUUUGAAAUUUGAAUUUAGUUUGAUCUCAGCAGUUUCUUUUCUGUUAUUCGAGAGAAGAGUUAUGUGCGCUGUUUUUCCUUCUCUCUCUCCAUAUUUUAGCUCGUUAGUACAUUGAUUGUUCCCUUUCUUCAUUAAAACCAAAUGGUACCAUUAGCCAUCAGCUAACACGCCUGCAGUAACUUAGCACUGGGAACGUCCAUUGUUGUACUGAGGCAAACAAGCUGUUUUCCAUAUGACUUGAGACUUGACAUUGACAGUUUUCCAAUGAAGCCAAAUAACUGAAGCUGAAAUCUAAAGUGUCAGAGAAGCACCUUCUGAAGCUAAACCUUUCUCGGUCACCUCCUUAAAUCCCUUCAUGACCACUUAACCAUUGAAAUGCCUUUUUUUUGUGUGUGUGUGUGUGUUUGUGUGUGUACAGUAACUGGGGUUGGGCACCGAAACCCGGCUCCAAAUUGGAAUCGAUUCCAAAAUGCCAAGUCACACUCAUUUCAGUCCUGCUCAUCAGUUCCACCUACACAUGGCGCGCUUUCUGGACCAGACGACGCAGCGCAGUGCGAUACAUUUUGUUCUGUUUAGGCCAAGGACGCCCAAUCUGGGGCCCGCGGGCCAAGUUUGGUGCAUUCUCCCUUUGUUUUGGCCCACCAUGGCAUUUGACAUGCUCAUUUUCCUCUUCAUUUGAAAGUGCUGUAAAAUCCUGACCGUAAUGAUUACGAAAUGUACAUUUUGUGCAGCUAAAAAGUUUUUAAUCUGAGUUUUACAACAAUUUUAAGCACAGUGCUGGUUAACUUCCCUAUUAAAUUACAUACGUAAGUUUCAUCUACGAAGAAUUACAAGAAUUAUGGUAUUGAAUGAAUGAAAGAAUGAAGAAAUGUAUUUUAGACAUAUCAAAAAUAAAAAAAUUUAGUUAACAAAUAAGCAAAACAUUCAAUAAACAAUAAGAAAGAUUAAUCAACAUAGACAGAAAAGGAGUAAGAAGAAGUAUUCACUUAUUUAAUCCUAGCCCUUUUCCAUAUAUAUUAUAAUAUAUUUGUUUUUUUUUUCAACGUCAACAUUUUAUUGUUGUACAGUGGACUUCCAUCCAGAUCCAUUUUGGCCCUUCAUCUGAAAGAAUUUUGGCACCUCUGGUUUAGGCAGUAUGGGCUUUCCGGAGGUUAGUGUAUAGUAUAUAAACAAAGAAUGGACAGAUUAUUAUUGAGGCAUAGUAACGACAAAUAACAACAACCAAAUGACAGAUCUAUAAACUGUAUGAAGUGAAUCGUGAAUAUUUUUUUCUUCCAGUGAAUAGGAAAACGGGAGUCUCUGUUCGCUUCCAAGUGAACUAGAGUUGUAGCCUGACAAGCCAGACCCACAUCCAGAUGUAGGGUCUGGGAACUCACCAUUGGUAGGGCUCAAUCCGAGG